AAUGUGUUAGGCAAUGCUGUUGUAUCACUCUCGCAGUUAUUUGCCCGUUUGUACGGGAGGCUGCCCUUUGCAUUACCUGGGAGGAGUCUCUGCUGUAGAAGUGCAUUAGGACAAGCCACACAACUUACAUUGAAUGGUUUAGUUAGUCUGAGGUUUGAGUAAAACCAAAAGCAGCAGCACUGGGAACGUUUGGACUAAUUCUUUGAUGAACAUGGACUUGACAGCUGAGAGUCACUCCAUUCCUCUGAGUGAUGGAAACAGGAUACCUUUGAUAGGACUGGGAACUUAUGGGGAUCCCCAUACGACCCCUAAAGGAACUGCAUAUGAAUCAGUCAAAGUGGCUAUUGAAACAGGAUAUAGACACCUCGAUGGGGCUUUGAUCUAUUUCAAUGAACACGAGGUGGGACAAGCAAUAAGGGAGAAAAUUGCUGAUGGAACUGUGAAGAGAGAGGACAUCUUCUACUGUGGAAAGUUAUGGAACACAUUCCACCCCCCACAAUUGGUACGACCUGCUUUAGAGAAAACCUUGAAGACCUUACAGCUGGAUUAUGUCGACCUCUAUAUUGUAGAAAUGCCAACAGCCUUCAAGCCAGGAGAUACAUUUUACCCCAAAGAUGAGAAUGGGAAGUGGAUUUAUCAUGAGACAGAUCUCUGUGCUACGUGGGAGGCUUUAGAGGCUUGCAAAGACGCUGGGCUAGUAAAAUCUCUUGGAGUAUCCAACUUCAACAAGCGCCAACUGGAGUUGAUCCUUAACAAACCGGGGCUGAAACACAAACCUGUGUCAAACCAGGUUGAAUGUCAUCCCUAUUUCACUCAGCCGAAGUUGCUUGAGUUCUGCCGGCAGAAUGAUAUUGUCAUUGUGGGAUACAGCCCCUUGGGGACAUCUAGAGAUGCGUCCUGGGUAAACCUAAAAUCCCCCCCACUGUUGGAAGAUGAGCUACUUGUAUCAAUUGCUAAAAAGUAUAACAAGACUGCAGCACAGGUGGCCUUGAGGUUCAACGUGCAGAGAGGAGUGGUGGUCAUCCCAAAGAGCUUCACCCCUAUUCGUAUCAAGGAGAACUUUCAGAUAUUCGACUUCUCUCUUGCUGAGGCUGAGAUGAAGGCAAUUGAGAUACUGAACAAGAAUAUUCGUUUUGUUGAGCUUCUCAUGUGGUCUGAUCAUCCAGAGUAUCCAUUUCAUGAUGACUAUUAGACGCCACAGCCUUCAUCUGAAUUUGUUCAAAUAAUUUGGCUUAUUCACUUUGUUGCUUUUACAAUGUUUUGUGCUUUAACUGGAAAAUAUGUUGAUAGACCUUUUAUUGUAGACGACAUUUCAUUCUGAUAUGCUUUGUUUGAUGUGAAUUUAUUCAAGAAUCUGAUAACUUCAAUAAAAUCGUUUCGUUUUAGAGCAGAGGAUGGUGUAGUAUUGUGUGUUUGUAAACAGUUCUAGAAACAUUAGAAAUAGUUAAACUGACCAUAAUUGUUGGAAUAAAUCAAUAUUUAUAAAUAUGACAUUUUAAAUUGAGCUGUAAAAUCAAGUUAGAUCAUGUAUUUAUGGAAUAAAUAUAUUGUCUAUAAUAUUGUAAUUUUGUAUUACCAUAUCUGAAUCUGAGUGAAAACACUUGUGUGUGAAUGAGUAAAAACGUUUUGAUCAAAUUAAUUUAAAUGCUUGAAUGUGUAAAAAUAUCUGUAAAUAAAUUUAAGUUUUCAAUCCAUAA
Micropterus salmoides (largemouth bass) is the source of this 1697-nucleotide messenger RNA. RefSeq names its product aldo-keto reductase family 1 member D1-like. The record is from RefSeq and is a predicted model, not a curated record. Lineage: Eukaryota; Metazoa; Chordata; Actinopteri; Centrarchiformes; Centrarchidae. Gene Ontology annotation, cellular component: cytosol. Gene Ontology annotation, molecular function: aldose reductase (NADPH) activity; Delta4-3-oxosteroid 5beta-reductase activity. Gene Ontology annotation, biological process: bile acid biosynthetic process. Bases 206 to 1192 code for a protein of 328 amino acids. The transcript has 9 exons.